Molecule: messenger RNA, 1803 nt
Organism: Penicillium manginii
Lineage: Eukaryota; Fungi; Ascomycota; Eurotiomycetes; Eurotiales; Aspergillaceae
Product: DUF3176 domain-containing protein
Exons: 3
Coding region: 1-1803 (600 amino acids)
Source: RefSeq, a predicted model, not a curated record
AUGUGUCCCUGGUUUCUAUCUUACUCCCGACCUCCUGAAGACAUUGUGACUGGGAUCCCCCCAUACUUCUUCCCCGAGAGCCAACCAUUAUCUGAUACCACCGGACGGGAGAAUGAGGGCCUGCCAUCGAAAAAACCGAAAAAAAAGGAACGCUUCGACUGGACCGGCUCCUGGGUCUGGGAGAUAGCAAGUGCCACGUCCAGCGUGAUCUGCAUCGCAUUACUGAUGGGCUUCCUCGCCUAUAUCAACGGCGCUUCCUACGAGGACUGGCAGUACCACAUCUCCCCUAACGCGGUGGUAUCCGUCAUCGCAACAGCAGCCAAGGCCGCAAUGAUCAUCCCCGUCUCGUCUUGUCUCGGCCAAAUCAAGUGGAAUCAAUACCGUUCCCACACCCACACCCCGCUGUACCAUAUGCAAGUGCUGGACCAAGCCAGCCGCGGGCCCUGGGGUGCAUGCGAGGUGCUCUGGACAGUGACUCCGGGCCUUGCAACAGCCGGCGCGAUCCUCAUGAUCCUCUCCGUCGCCAUCGACCCCUUCUCGCAGCAGAUCCUGGCCUUUCCCUCGCGCAACGUGGCAGCCGGGAAGAACGAAACUGCAUUGAUUCAAAAAACGCAUGAAUACUCACCCCCCUGGGCGUUGAACGGCUCCGAUACUGUCAAUAUUAACAAUAUUCUUGUAACCCAAACCCUAAGCUACAACCUCGACGCACCCUUACUAGUCGCCAUCCUCAGCGGCCUCUCCCUACAAAACAAACCCCUCGACCCGGUCUGUACCACAGGAAGAUGCAGGUACCCCGACUUCGUUUCCCUAGGCAUCUGCAGCGACUGCUUCGACGUAACCCAGCAAACGACCCAAAAAUGUUCAGCAUCCGGCUCAGGCUCCUGGUUCGGACACGAAUGGUCCCUAGUCCCCGACAUGUGCAACUACACCUCACCCAAUAACUUCACCUUUGCCGCAACCCCCAAACAUUUCGGUAUCGAUGAUGAUGGCUACACGGCGGUCCAAAACCCCUGGACAUCGCGAACUAGGGCCGACGGCGCGCGCAUCUGGGGGAUCCAGAACCCCAUUCUCUCUUUCUUUGGCGCAAAGUACCCCGGCGCAUCCCUCUGGACCCUCGAUAACUAUACCCGUCCUGAGACCAAACCGGCCAUGACGGAGUGUACGGUCUAUUUCUGCGAGAAAGAGUAUACGCCGAAUACCUUUAUCCCGGGACAUUCGAUUCAACCGAGUCGAACGCAGCAGCUCCUGCGGGACCUCACACCGCCGAAGGAAACCAAACCGUUAUCCUCGGAUGCAGCCUACGUAUUUAACGAGUUGACGUUUGCGGCCUUGGUAAAAGCGCUAGAGAAUCUUUUGAAUACGACAAUCGCCGCGGAUGAACAUCCUAGCGAUCUGGACAUCUCCACCAUCCUCUAUACCCAGGAUAAUAUCUCCGAAUCUAUCACAGCCAUGGCGGACAGUAUGACGGAUGUGAUGCGCAGGGGCAAGAAGGCUGUCAUGGUGGAGGGGCAGGCGCUACGCACGGAGACUUUUAUCCACGUUCGAUGGAUGUGGAUUAUCUUUACAGCAACUAUUGUGACUUUGUCGAUCGUCUUGCUCGCUGCCACGGUGAUAGUGAGUCGGGGGCCGGGUGUGGUAUUGUGGAAGUCCUCGGUGCUGCCGUUGCUUAUCAGUCAUGUUCAGCCACGCCCAGAACAUGAUAUGCACCCAAUACGGAAUGUAGAUGAGCUAGGGCGGAUCGCAAAGAAGACGAAGGUUUUGAUGGAGGAUGAGCCGAGGAAACUCUUAUUUGUAGAAAAUUAG